AUUUUGAAAAAAACUAAAAAAGAUUUAAUCACAUAAGUAUAUAAGGAGAAUAUAGCAUCGCUUUUGUUCAUUCAAUAGUAGGAGGUGAGUUUCACGCGCCGCGUAUUCCGGUAGGCAUUGAAAAAAAAAUAUAAAUGGAAUCACAUCACUUCGGUCAGUGUGACAGUGUCUCGCCGCUUCCAAUUUUCUUUGUUACAUUUAUCAAACGUAAUCCAACGCGCCUUAACGCCUUCGUCAACCACCGUGUGCUCAUUGCUAUCUCGGUCUCUGCAUCUUCAUCGUCCACUGUUUAACAGACACAAAUCCGAAAACAAGUACAGACAUUUUACUUGAGGUCCGCAUUUAAGAUCCGCAACAAAUUUCAGCUUCGAUUCUUCCUCUUCGAGUGCUGAUAGCCAUUGACUUUCAGUUUCUCCGAUACAUUAUUCACUCAGGUAAGUAUUGAUCUGAAUGCAACUACGGAGUGAAGAUGUUUCUAAUCAACAGUUGACAUGACUUGUUUGCUCUCUUGCUUAUUGCUAUAAGUGAGCGUGUGAAGAGGUAUUUCAGAAAUUGAAAGCUGAAAGCAAGUUGAAUUGGGAAUAUCAUUGAUUCAGGUUGUUGAGGAUGGAUAGAAGAAUUGAUCCUGAUGCACCAAUUGAUUAUGUUGAACUUCAGAUAUUUCCAAGCCAUAACAGAUAUGAGGCAUGUGUAUCAACUAGCAAUAUAGCAGAAAAGGUAGCAUCUGGAGACUUGCAACAACUAUUGUUGCAUUUACCUCAAGUAAAAGAUCUGUCAUCCAAAAGCUCAAACUCAAAUUUCAAGAUUCUAGCACCCGAAGAUUUCAAUGACCAUAGUUGGUUCACAACAGCCACAUUGAAAAGAUUCCUGCAAAUUGUUGGUUCACAAGACAUUCUUACCAUUGGAAAUGAAAUUUCUCAACUAGAAGAGACCAGAAAAUUCCAACUUUCUUUGUUUGCAAAGGCUGAAGUUGACAUGACAUCAUCGUUCGAAUCAAAGAAUGAACUACUACGAACAGUGGAUCUGAGGCUCUCAGAAUUGAAAGAGAACUUAUCAAAUGCCCUCAACCAAGCUACAGGUGCUAAAUGCUCAACCAAUGAUAUUUCCAACAUGGAAAACCUCGCUCAUCAUUUUGGAGCAGAAGAUAUAAGGGACUUGUUACAGAAGCUUCUAGAGUUGAGUCAAUUAAAAGACUCCAUAACUGAAACAAGUAUUCCCACUUCUCAGUUAUCUCCACCUGUAAAAUACGGCGUCUCUCCAGCAAAAGCUGCACAGAUAGAACGCCAGAUGUCAACAGACAGUGAAACCUCGUUUUCAAGUGAAGACAACCAACCACCACCAAUUGAAAGAAGCCGAACUCCUGCAAGAUCUGCAGCUUCUAGAAGGUCAGCAUCUCCAAUGAGAAGAAUCCAAAUUGGACGAGGUGGGCCCCGCAGACCAGCUGUUUUAAGUAUCAAAAGUCUCAACUAUGCUAAGACCACAAGUCAAAGAGAUGAAGCUGGUCAAAGUAGUCAAGAGGAAGAUGAAGAGUCAGAGAGAGUCGCGAAAAGUAAUGCAUUGAGAAUGAGUGUUCAAGAUAAAAUAAGUCUGUUUGAAAGUAAACAGAAAGAAGAUCAAGGUGUUGAAAUUCAGAAGCCAAAGAUUGUAGAAAAAGCUGUACUCAGAAGAUGGAGCUCAGGAAUGAGUGAAAGUCAUGGAACUUCUGAAAUCAUCCAUAAAGAUCCAGAAACAGAAGAAAACAUGAAAUCUAUCUCCCCCAAAAAGGAUGCUGACGUGGCAGAUGAUGAUAAAGAACACGGGAGUUGUGAAAAGGAUAUUUCCACAUGGAAUGAACAAAAGGAAGCCGAAUUAAACCAGUUGUUUAACAAAAUGAUGGAAAGCAAACCAGUUAGAAGACAUAGUGUGACAAAUGAUAAUAGCAAAGGUAAAAAAAGUUCUUCAAAGGAGCAGAGAGGUGGAUUUUAUGAUCAUUACAAGCAAAAGAGAGAUGAAAAGCUUAGAAAGGAAGUUGGAAAGAGAGCUGAAAAAGAUGCACAAUUUAAAGAAAUGCAACAGGUUCUAGAUGAUAAAAAAGCUGAGAUUGUUUCCACUAAAAAUAAACAACCUCAAAAGAGCAAGAGCCCAAUCCCCAAAAAGGAAGCCAAAAAGGAAACCCCGAAAGCUUCUGUUGUGAAGAAAAUUACAAAUAAGCCCUCGUCUCAAUUGCCUGCUACACGGAAAUCAUGGCCUUCAGCUCCUUCACCAAAACCUAUCACAACAUCUUCUACUCCUACACCAACUCGAAAACCUCAAUCUGCAACGCCAGCUGUACGCCCAAUUACAAAAGUUGAAAAGUCAAAACCACAAUCCAAGAUUUCAAAGGUAACCACUACACAACCUGAAGCUAAGAAGAUGACCACUAAAACUAUCAUUGAGAAGAAGCAGACACCGGUGGUAAAACCAAAACCCCGAACCAAAGCCGAAACUCCGGCGACUCCUUCCACCACCGCCGCCACCACUGCCGCCAAUGCCGCUAAGCCGAGUUUUUACAAGAAAGUUACUAAGAAGAGCAGUGUGGUUCCAGUGGAAACAAAACCUUUUCUUCGUAAGGGAACUGGGAUUGGACCUGGUGGAGGUGCGGUUGUGGUUAAAAGUAAAGCUGUGGCUCAAAUUGAGGAACCAAUCACCACUGAAGUUGAAGCCCUGAUUGAACCUGAGAAAAUUCAGGUGGUUGAGACUACUACUAAAUGUGAAGAACCAGAGUGUGAUGAUAAUGAUGAUUCCAAAUUAGAAUUGGAAUCGGAAGCCAUAUGUGAGGAGGUGGUAGAGACUUGUGAUGUUAGUGGUGUUAAUAAGAUAGAAAUGGUGGAAGUUGAAGCUGAAGCUGAAGUUGAAGUUGAAGUUGAGGAGGAGUUGAUGAUUUCGCCAACUGCGUGGGUGGAGAAUAAUUGUGAGGAUGAGAUUGUUGUGUGUGAAGAAAGGUCUGUUAAUGUAAAUGUAAAUGUAAAUGUAAAGGUGGGUGGUGGUUCAGGUUCAGCCAAUGUGGGUGUGCCAGGUGGCGUGUCGAGUCCACGUGUUCGGCAUUCUUUGUUUCAGAUGCUUCUUGAGGAGACGGGUGAAAGUGAGAGUGGUGAGUGGGGGAAUGCACAGCAUCCUCCUAUGGUUCAAGUCCAUCCAGCAUUUUCAGGAGAGGAUGAGGAUGAUGAUGAAAAUCGUAAGUUUCAGAAUUCAGGGGUAGCAAGGCAACGCAAUUGGGAUCAAGCUUGGGUUUUCCAAGUGGGGGAUUUGUGAAAUAUAUAGGUGAAUUUGGUUGUGUAGGCUAUAAGCUUUCGUCUUUAUUGUUAUUUCUCCAUUAAAGGUCAACAAAUGACUAUUUUAUUUUUUUUAUAGACUUCACAAUGUAUAUUCAAUGCUAUAUUCAUCUUGAAGUCUAAAUAUUUCAUAUGCUUCAAGGUUAGACACACUAUCGGUCUUUCUUUUGUAUCCUCU
Lactuca virosa is the source of this 3468-nucleotide messenger RNA. The record is from the annotation of a GenBank genome assembly. NCBI's taxonomy places the organism in Eukaryota, Viridiplantae, Streptophyta, Magnoliopsida, Asterales, Asteraceae.